UUUCGAAGUUGGCUUUCGUUCAAAAUUUCAUCUGCAAAUAUUUUCACAUUUUUGACAGAAACAACGGUGAAAAGCGUUGUGAAUCCGUGCAAAGUGCCUUUGGAAAUGUGUUUUACAAGAAAAUUGUAAAAUAUUUUACCGAAAUCUGUUGGUUAGUGCGAUUUUAGUGGGUUGGAAAAUUUAUGCUAAUGCAGAGGAGGUCAAUGUGACGUCACACAAGUUUAAUUUCAUGGCGGUUUGAUAUUCCUUUCCAAGUUUUCCUCCCCCAAGCAAUGCCCACUCCACCAUGUCCUCCAAGCUACCAACGCGCAAAAACAUCGAACCCCUGUUCCGCAUCGUCUCCGACCUGGACAAACCCUCGAACCGGUCCUCCUCACCGCCAACAAAUGACCAAACCUACGAAGAUGCCUCCCAUCCCGAAACAACGCCCGAUCGCGUCCGGUUCCGGCGCGUUCGCCACCAACGCAACGGUCAACUUCCAGGUCCGGCGCGAACCUACGUCGGAACGGUGGUGAGCCGAAGCGCAAGCGCCGACGAUCUGAUGGCAGGCAACCCAAAGUCACGCCCGGAACGGAAACCAAACUCCGAUCACUUGGUUCGGGCAAAGGACGCCCAGAUCGCCAAGUUGGUCGAGAAGAUCUCGAAGCUGUUCGAGUGCAACGGGCAGUUUGCGACGGAGAACGAGAAGCUGCAGAAGGAGUUCCAGCGGGUUCAGGAGAAAAUUAAGGAGUUGGAAUCUAAGAAGAAGGGCUGCGAGAGUUGUGGGUUGUUUGAGAAUGAGCGGGAGUUGCUGGUGAAGGAGAAUGGCGAUCUGAAGAAUGACGUAAAGAUGAUGAAGAUUCUGGUGUAUCGAUUGAACGUGCAGGUCGAACGGUAUCAGGAUGUGAUUCGGGACGGGAAAGAUUCGACCUCAAAGGAAAUGCCUCGGAUAGACUUUGUGGACAGUUCGUACGGUGGCGUGAAGGACAAUCUGAACUGGGGACCGGUGAACUCGCACACACUGGGACCGCUGCUGAACGCUUACGAGGAGACGAUAGCCGAGAAGAACGAUCUGGUGCAGCAGUACGAGCGGGAGUUUAUCAACUUCACCGGGAAGCUGAAGUCGGUGCUGGAGGAAAACGAACGACUCCACAAGGACAUUGAGGAGAUCAAGAGCACGCAGAGCAACUGGUUCUCGGAGCGGGCUCGGCUGCAAGCGCAGGUGGACGUUUUCCGGAACAAGGCGGACAUUCAGGGCAAGCGAGCGGAUUUGGCCAAGGAGAAGCUGGUGGAGGUGCUGAAGUGCUACGAGCAGAAGAUUCAAGCCCAAACACUCGACUUGGAGCGACUUCAGGAAGCCUACGCAAGAUCGAAAGGUGAGCUGACCUCCCUAAGGAAUCUUCACCAGAAGCCGGAAGUCGUGGUGGAUAGCUUGAAGGAGUGUCAAAAACUCUUCGACGAGCUGAAGCUGCAACAUGACUCGGAAAAGACGCGUUUCGGGGCGGAAAUGGAUGCGCUCAAGGAGUCGAUUCAGGCGAAAAACGAAGAAAAUGCCCAGCUCAACGCGAAAGCGGCCGAACAGCAGAAAGUUUUCGAUCGGCAGAAGGACAUCAAUGAAGUCCUGAUGGAGAAGAACGCCGCCCUCCGGCAGUCCCUGGAGCGCGCCAAACAGUCCAAGGAGGUCCUGAAGGCACGCCUCAAAAACAUGGUCACCUGGGGCAAGGGCGUGGAGCAGCACAAGCGAUCCCAGCCCCCGGCCAGCGGAGAAUCGUGGCGCGAGCUGCAGGAGCGCAUCCGCCAACGGGAGGAGCAACUCCAGCUGCUGCAGGUCCGGCACGUCGAGGAGAUUGGCCAGCUGCAGCGCAGGUUGAAACAGCGCGAGGACACGUUGCGACGUGUGCUGGCGGAGAAGGCACAGUUUGGGCAGGUGUAACCGGAUCAGUAUGAGUUUUUACUAAAUGUUGGUAGUACAAAGCAAAGCAUCGAAUGCACUUAAUUUCUUGUUGGUAAGGAGGAAACAAUCGCGCGCGCGGAACUAGUCCAAUUGAACGCUUUAAAUAUAAUUGU
Messenger RNA from Culex quinquefasciatus (southern house mosquito), 2046 nucleotides. RefSeq names its product protein Cep89 homolog (gene Cep89). The coding region runs from base 287 to 1912 and encodes 541 amino acids. The record is from RefSeq and is a predicted model, not a curated record. Gene Ontology annotation, cellular component: ciliary transition fiber; centriole. Gene Ontology annotation, biological process: cilium assembly; mitochondrion organization; chemical synaptic transmission. The transcript is spliced from 5 exons. Lineage: Eukaryota; Metazoa; Arthropoda; Insecta; Diptera; Culicidae.